This is a messenger RNA of Camelina sativa (false flax), 582 nucleotides long. The record is from RefSeq and is a predicted model, not a curated record. Lineage: Eukaryota; Viridiplantae; Streptophyta; Magnoliopsida; Brassicales; Brassicaceae.
AUGGGUGGGUUGAAGAGGAAGAUUGAUAGAGGGAAGAAGAUAGAGACGAAAGAUCCACAAGCGGUUGUUUUCUCAAAACGUCGUAAGGGUCUUUACAGCAGAGCCUCUGAGCUUUGUCUUCUCUCCGACGCUCAGAUUGCGAUCAUAGUGACUCCGAUUUCUUCUAAUUCACAUGCCGCUUUCUACACUUUUGGCCACUCCUCUAUCAAUGGUGUUGUUGUAGCUUUCCUCGCGGAUCAGACUCCUCUUUGGGAUGAUGAUGAUGAUGAAAAGUUAGGGUUUUGGUGGGAAGAUGAGAGUCUCGCCAAUUCAGACUAUCCGGAGGAUUUGGGUGCCGCUAUUGAUUCAAUGACGAAGAUGUUACACGACCUGAAGGAGUUGCAGAAUAAGCAAAGGGAUCGUGUUGACGUGGAGGAGAAGGAGAAGGGUGGUUCACAUGUAACUUAUCUCAAGAACGAUAUGAAGGAGUUGGAAGAUAAGCAAAGAGAUCUUGUGGAAGUGGAGAAGGAGAACAACAACAAUGCUUCACGUGAAAACGUGGGUGGAUCAUGCAACCAAGGGGCAAGGGCUGGAGGACUUUGA